AGUUUCAAUAAAUUUUUAUAAAAAUGCCUUCUAUCAACCCGGAUGCUCAACGUGCAUUGACUGAAAAACGUGGAAAAGAACUUGACAAAUGGAUUGAAAUGAAAUGUGUUCGAUUUAUGAGCGGAAUAGAACCCUUUUCACCAACGCUUUCCGAUUUGCCUACAGAAAUAAUUCAUCAUGUUGUGGAAAAGAUGCAGUCCAUAGAUCGACUGAGAGCGAGGAAAGUGUGUCGCAGUUUGAGAUCUGCUGUCAAUAAAUUUGGAUUACGUUUUGACCACAUCCUUUUGUACUUGCAGAAAGAAAGCAUCGAAAUAUGGUUAGGUCGCCCUAAAACAAUAUAUACUACUGCAGCAAAUGGCAGUUUAAGUGUGAUCCACAAUAGACAGGAAAAGUUAAUUGAUGGAGAAAACUUUGUGGAAAGAGCGGCCAAGGAUUUUAAGAUAGUAUCAAAUCACGCAAGGGAAAUUAAAAUUUGGAAGAACACGUAUGAUAGACGCGAUAUUUUUACAACGUUCACAGCGUUUCUGUGUUCCAAAAAGUGUAUUCUCGUGGAAGAACUAAUUCUUUGGGACUUCUCGUUAGAUGAAAUCCUCACAAUUCUUUCAUGUUUUGACGCAAAUGUGCUCAAAAAGCUCGAAUUACAAUGGAUUGAGUCAGUUGACCAAUUCAAGCGAAUAACUCGUUUGGAGCAUUGGGAAAAUACAGAAGAACUCAAAAUUUGGGUUUCUAACUUUGACAGUGCAAUAAUUGUCUAUUGUUUUCAUUUCAAAUGCUUUGAUAUUCACAAAUUGGACGAAUUUCCAGCACAUAUCGCGAUACAAAUAAGAGAUGAUCUUUUGAGAAGCAGUACAUUUCAUAGUUGUAAUAUAUCUUUUGACAAAUCAAAGUCAAAUCCGAUUGAAAUUGCAAGAAUGUUCCAACCGGACUAUGUCGGCGGCAAUGAAUUUAAAAUUGAAUUUUCAAAUGGUAACGACAAAUUUGAUAUUUCGCUUUGGAACUUUGAUGCAAACAAUUAUCAAUUGAAUGUGAAAAGAUUGUGAGAAUCAAUUUCCAUUUCGUUGUAAGUGGAAAAGACUCAAAAAGUUUUUUCCGAAAUUUGUAUUGUUUUGGUUUUUCUUUUAUGAAAAUAAAUACAACUAACCCAUU
Molecule: messenger RNA, 1146 nt
Organism: Caenorhabditis elegans
Lineage: Eukaryota; Metazoa; Nematoda; Chromadorea; Rhabditida; Rhabditidae
Gene: fbxa-54
Product: F-box domain-containing protein
Exons: 4
Coding region: 24-1040 (338 amino acids)
Source: RefSeq, marked reviewed